Messenger RNA from Osmerus eperlanus (European smelt), 1743 nucleotides. Its product is annotated as ras-related protein Rab-14-like. Lineage: Eukaryota; Metazoa; Chordata; Actinopteri; Osmeriformes; Osmeridae. The transcript has 8 exons. The record is from RefSeq and is a predicted model, not a curated record. Gene Ontology annotation, molecular function: GTP binding; GTPase activity. The coding region runs from base 254 to 901 and encodes 215 amino acids. Gene Ontology annotation, cellular component: Golgi apparatus; phagocytic vesicle; trans-Golgi network. Gene Ontology annotation, biological process: phagosome maturation; defense response to bacterium; endocytic recycling.
UUUGUGAAAAUGUAUCAUCAAACCAGUUGCCAACCGAUGUUGCUAAACUAUAUAAUUAUGUAAUCGAUCAACAACACGAAAAAUGCGUUCGGCCCAAAAGGCUAGUCAGAAUUGUAGUGUGAAACUCACCUGACUCAGGCUAGCACGGGCUUGAUGACAUAAACCACGGAGGGCUAUGCAGAUUUCUCUCAAUCUGAACCACAACGAAGUCAAAUUACAUGGUUAGACAGAUAGGAACAUCGCAAGGAAUAAAAUGACGACCGCUCCAUAUAACUAUUCCUACAUCUUCAAAUACAUCAUCAUUGGUGACAUGGGCGUUGGGAAGUCCUGUCUGCUUCAUCAAUUUACUGAAAAGAAAUUCAUGGCAGACUGCCCCCACACCAUUGGAGUGGAGUUUGGUACUCGCAUCAUUGAGGUGAGUGGCCAGAAGAUUAAGCUGCAGAUCUGGGACACGGCUGGCCAGGAGCGCUUCAGAGCAGUCACACGUAGCUACUACAGGGGUGCAGCAGGGGCCCUCAUGGUCUAUGACAUCACUAGGAGAAGCACUUACAACCACCUAAGCAGCUGGCUAACAGAUGCUAGGAACCUUACCAACCCCAACACUGUCAUCAUCCUCAUUGGAAACAAAGGAGACCUGGAGGCCCAAAGGGACGUGACGUAUGAGGAGGCCAAGCAGUUUGCUGAAGAGAACGGUCUACUCUUCCUGGAGGCCAGUGCAAAAACGGGGGAAAAUGUGGAGGAUGCAUUCCUGGAGGCCUCAAAAAAAAUCUACCAGAACAUCCAGGAUGGGAGUCUGGACCUGAAUGCAGCCGAGUCCGGGGUCCAGCACAAGCCCUCCGCCCCGCAGGGCGGACGCCUCACUAGUGAGCCCCAGCCUCCAAAGGAGGGCUGUGGCUGCUAAUGACCUCCACCCUCGGCACCGCCACAAGACCUCCCACCUCAUGAAGCUCUGAGACAAGUUGGCUCUGCUCAUCUCCUGCCUUUCUCCCACUUCUUUUUGUGUUUUUGUUUCUCCAUAUCUGUAUUUUCCUCCCAAUUUCCUUUCCAUUUUUUUUUCUUGUGGGGAUGUGCAUCUGCUCUCUUGGGGGGAUAGGGAGCCAUAGUUGCGAUUAUGUACCCAACAUAUCAUGUGAUAUUUUAACCAUUAUUGCAGCAAUUGAAAUGAUUAAAUGCAGAUGACAUAGAAAUGCAAAGAUAAAGAGAAAGUAUUACAGAAAAUAGACUUUGAUAUCAAAGAUAAUGGGUGUAUGAUUUGUGGUAUUUGUAUUGAUUAUUGUUAAAUAUAUUAACCACUACAGAAGGCUUCUAUUUUGGAAUAUGUUGAUGUACUUUUUUGUUCUACUAAAUAAUUGUAACCAAAUAUAUUAUUAUUUUUUAACUUUUUUUGUAAAAAAGAUUCAGUGAUAAGUUGUAAAUAGAAGGGGUGAAGAUCAGGGGGGGGUUCUUGGUGCCUGUGCAUGCAACUAGCAUGCAAAACUGGAAAUUUAGGUUCUCUAUUUAGCCUUACUCCUUUUAACUUAUGCAAAAUAUUGUUCAAGACACCAAGUCAUCUGUAUAUUGAACAUGCUUCAUGAUGACAAUUCUUAAAUUCAGAGCCACAAUUCAUAAAAUUCCCUCUGCCUCAAUAAGGUAGAACUGGCAUCAUUCAUCUUUCUCUGCGGCAUAUGAGGAUGUUUGGCCCUCAACUUUGAUUCUCAUCAUAUACUACGACGUCUUUGGUGUGAUUCUUCCAACGAAAUUAUC